GGAGCAUUUUAAAGGUCAUCUGCACCUUCUGACUGGGAAAAGAUGGUUAAUGUCUUGAAAGGAGUGCUAAUAGAAUGUGACCCUGCCAUGAAGCAGUUCCUGCUGUACUUCGAUGAAUCAAAUGCCUUAGGGAAGAAGUUCAUCAUUCAAGACAUUGAUGACACUCCUGUCUUCGUUAUUGCAGAGUUGGUUAACGUCCUCCAGGAGCGAGUAGGUGAAUUAAUGGACCAAAAUGCUUUUUUUCUUAUCCAGAAGUGA
Messenger RNA from Zalophus californianus (California sea lion), 258 nucleotides. Its product is annotated as general transcription factor IIH subunit 5-like. NCBI's taxonomy places the organism in Eukaryota, Metazoa, Chordata, Mammalia, Carnivora, Otariidae. Gene Ontology annotation, biological process: nucleotide-excision repair, preincision complex assembly; transcription by RNA polymerase II; nucleotide-excision repair. The record is from RefSeq and is a predicted model, not a curated record. Bases 43 to 258 code for a protein of 71 amino acids. The transcript has a single exon. Gene Ontology annotation, cellular component: transcription factor TFIIH core complex; transcription factor TFIIH holo complex.